CCCAGCUGAGCGAGUCGACAGCCAUCCUUGCAACAACAGUCUUUUUUUUGUUGUUUUUGUGAUCGCUAUACCAAUUCCAGCCUUCCCCUCAAAGCCAUGGCUGUCGAACACACCAGAAGGACUGAUCGCCUAUUGAUAUAUCUCAAUUACAAAUAGGAGAGAGUCAUUUUUAAAGGUUGACGGGGGAAAAGAAAGGUUGGGAUCUAGUCGGGAUCGGGAACAAAUUUUGGGAAAAAAAUAUAUUAAUAAUAGAUCGUCGAGUCACCUGCUUUUUGUACAUAGGAUUUGAUGAUAAGAAAGUUUAGAAAAAAUAAAAAAUACCAUUACUAUGGUUGAUUUACAAGUUAUAUGUUAGCUUUGGGUCUUUGAUCUCUCGUCUGUUUUUGUUUUUCUAAAUAUAUUUCUCACCUUGUGAUUCUGAAAAGGAAAAAUUAGAAAACGGAAAAGAAAGGUUUCUUCUGUUUGCUUCACAUGUUUCCACAUCGCCUUCCCUUCAUUCCAAGUUAGUCACAGUCUGUUCCGUCUUUGAAGUUUACAUCGUUAAGUUCACCAAUCGUGGAAGUCCAUAAUUUGCUGAAGAUGUGUUGACUUAUCGAGUCCAAAGAGUAGGACUCGGCCGCCUCUCACCACCCCAUUGGAGCACGUAAAAAGGCCGUCAGGAGGAACAACGUGUGGAUUAUGAGCAACAUGGUAAAGGCGCGGAACUACGACAAAGAUGGAUUUGUCAAGCGUGCAGCAUGUAUAUGCGUCAAUGAGGAUGAGAGCCAGGUGCUGCUGGUGUCAUCCCGUCGAGAUUCACGCCUGUGGAUAGUCCCAGGUGGAGGGGUGGAACCGAAUGAGCUGCCGGACAUCGCUGCCACCCGGGAGGUCCGCGAGGAGGCGGGUGUGUGCGGUAUGCUAGGCCGAUGCCUGGGGGUGUUUGAGAACUCUGAGCGGCGUCAUCGGACAAGUGUAUACGUUCUUGUGGUCACAGAAGAAAUGGAGGAGUGGGAUGAGUCUAAGGUGUUUGGGCGGAAACGCAAAUGGUUUAGUGUGGAGGAAGCGGUGGAGGAGCUGGCCAAGCACAAACCGGUCCAGAGCAGCUAUGUGAGCCUCCUCCUGCCCAAGGCAGCCAGGGACCACACGUGCCCCCUCUCCCCGUCCUCCUGCCAGCCAGGCAUCGCUUCUUCUCACAUCCCUAGUGUCAUCCUGCAGGAGCGAACAGACCUCAUGGUGGAGGCAGAGACGAAGGAAGAAGCAGAAAGAGAGGAGGUAGAGGAGGAUGGUCUGGAGGAUGGAGAGCUCAUCAAGAUGGGCGGGUGCUCGGCCGAGGACCUCAGCAAUGGCUCAACGCCAGAAGAUGGUGCCAAUGACACCUAAAAUCACCCCUUUUCCACCUUGUUCAUUUGUCAUAAGAAUGUUUUCACCUCCUCUUUUUUCCUCCCCACUUUAUGUUAUUCAUUCAUUGUAUUAUAUCAUUUUUAUUUUUGUUUUUUAUUUGUUAAUUUAUUUAUUAUUAUUUUGUUUGGUUUUGUUAGGAUUCACAAAGCUCAUUAAACAUGCUUUCAUAUGUGUGUGUGCUGCAAGGCCCUCCCAUACUGAGAUUAGCAGGCCUUUUUGAUCCUUUUCUUCUUUUCUUUGACCUGUAUCAUCAUCAUCAAACAAGUAUUUAUAAAGUCUUGUUAAUUAUUUUAUAAGAUUAUUAUUCCCUUUAAUCCCUCACCCCCCCUGUACCUAAUCCAUUCCUUCCAAACCUUUUUUUUUAAUCUAGUUUUUUCUAUUUUGAUUCUGAAAAGCAAGAUGAUAAUUCUUGUAUUUUUCUCAUUGACUUGUUGAUGUUUUGUCAGAAAAAGAGUCCUGCCUGAGUGUAAUUUCAUUUAUUUUUCCCCAGCUGUAAAAGAGAGAGACAUAGAGACAGAGACUGCAACAAAGACAGAGACAGAGAAAAUAAAAUAAAGGGAGAGAGAAAAAGAAAGUCACGACUUGAGUAACUGAGCUGAGUAAAAGAGAGAGAGGGAGAACGAGAGCGAGCGAGCGAGCGAACGAGCAAAAGAGAGAGCAAAUGAUUUUAUAUACUUUUUUAGAACUUCUGUACUGUUUUAGUCCAUUAUUUGUGUGUGUGUAUGUAGGCAUAUAUAUUUGUAAAUAUCAUUGUAUUUAUUUAUGCACACUAACAGACACAUACAUGCAUAUACAUAUACCCGGUAUCCCUCCUUUGCUGAAAAACACACACAUGUACAUGUCCUCCUACACAUGCUUGUACAUACUCAGGUACAGUUUGAUACAAACUUAUUCCCGCAUGUCCCAGCUAUCUAAGCCAACUUCUUGUUGAACUUAGUGUGGCUUUAACUAAGACAGGAAAGUGAAUGAUGAUACUUUAAUUUCAGAUGAGGAAUAGUAGUGGUUUAACUCAAAUUUCAGGCAGGGAAUAGGGUUACAUUCUUUUUUUCUUUUUCUUUUCUUUCUUUCUCCCCAAAGAUUAGGGUAAUGUCAUUCUAAUUUACUCAGCUUUCAGCAGAGUUUGGUUGUAGUUUCUACAAUUUUUUUCUUCUUUUUUUUAUUAAUAGGGUAACAUUACAGCAGUUUCAACCAGGAAGUGGGGUGGUUUUACUCAGAUUUCAGGCAUGCUGUAGGGUGAUGUUCCUGAAGUUUAAUUUUUUCUUCAAUGUGUAGGACAGUAACCACGCAAGAAAUAGAGUAGUUUUACUCAGAUCAUGGGUAGUAAAUAUAUUUAUUUUCCUCCAUAUAUAUAUAUAUUUUUUUUUUUCAUUUAUUUACUUUUUUAUAUACAGUAAUAAUGAUGAUAAUAAUAGUAAUGAAAUGUCACUCCAGUUUCAAGCCAGAUAUAUGAUGAGGAUAUUCUAGUUUCAGGCAGAAAAGUUCAAAUGAUGUCACCUGAAAUGGGAAUAAUAAGAUAAUGAUACUUCAUUACAGACAAGGCAUAGGGUCCAAGUAAAUUAUACCCAAUUAAAUUAAAUGAUUAGGAAGAAACAUUGAGUGUCCGAAGGAACAGAUCGUGUGUGUGUGUCAUUUUUCUGCCUUGGAUUUUAUCAUUUUUGUUAUUCAAACACUUUUUGAACCACAUGUAAUGUGUUUGUCACUUUGAGUUCCUAUAUCUCUCAUUUGGAAUGUAAGAUGAAGUCAGGGAAUGAGUGAAUGUAGGUCAAAUAUAUAUGUGUGUGUGUGUGUGUGUGUGUGCGUGCGUGUGUGUAUAAUCGUGUCUAAGUGUGUAUACAUGAUAUUUACUCAGUUACUCAUUCACCUCAUAAUCACUUAUUCUUACACAUACACGUUUAUGCUGUAUUUAUUGGUAUUGAUAUAUAUGUUGUGAAUCUUGUAUAGAUAAUUCUAUUGGUCCUCACAUGUCGAAUGAAAAGGUGCAAGAUUGGUGAAUUUAUUUUCACUCAGAUACUCAGAACACUGCCAAGAGUGUAAUUGUGCUUAGUGCUCGAUGAAUUUAGAGUGCUUUUUUUUAUCCUUUUAUGAGAAAAAAGACAGAUAAUCUUUUAUGGCUGCUUUUGUUUAUUGUUUUGUUUUUGUACUAAUUAUUGAUAAGUAGAACCCCUAUAACUUGAUCCUGUUUCACUUACAAUAUUAUUUAUACCAUAAUUCACACAUACCAAUCCCUCAACCUCAUCCCUCUCCCCUCGACCUGAUCUUUUAUUACUCAUACCAAUUCCAUUUUAUGUAUUUUUAUCUCCAUCUUCACAACUGUCGUCUCCAUUCCUUCCAGCUGAGAAGGAGAAAAAAAUUGUGAUUUCAAAAGUUAUAUAGAUCACGGAGAAAAUAUAGUGAGAUUUCUUUACUUAUGUGUCUAUUACAUUUGGACAGUUGUCAUGGUAAUGUUUGUAAUGUUGCUAUGCUUACCCAUGUUCUAUCAUUUUGCCUGUCAGUUUCAUUAGGAAUGUGCUGUGUAUACAAUUUUGGUAUUAAUUUAUUUCUGUGUGACUGACGGUAAGGGAGGUAAAAGCAAGCACAGACGUAUGGUUAUAUGCAUAGGAUUUUAUGUGGCAAAGCAAGCAUAUAUAUAUAUAUAUACAUAUAUAUAUUAUUUUUUUAUGGUCUACAGGGUCAUUUUUAUUGAAAUGAAUAUCACAGGCUGUAAAUCAGAGAUGAAAUUUGUUACAGGAGCAUUAUAUGCCUGGCUGCUCAGAAGGACCUCUUGUACACCAUUAUUUAAUGACAGCUUCUUCAGUCAAUAAAAUUUACAAUCCCUU
Molecule: messenger RNA, 4196 nt
Organism: Penaeus vannamei (Pacific white shrimp)
Lineage: Eukaryota; Metazoa; Arthropoda; Malacostraca; Decapoda; Penaeidae
Gene: Aps
Product: diphosphoinositol polyphosphate phosphohydrolase 1 Aps
Biological process (GO): diphosphoinositol polyphosphate metabolic process; diadenosine hexaphosphate catabolic process; adenosine 5'-(hexahydrogen pentaphosphate) catabolic process
Cellular component (GO): cytoplasm; nucleus
Molecular function (GO): bis(5'-adenosyl)-hexaphosphatase activity; diphosphoinositol-polyphosphate diphosphatase activity; endopolyphosphatase activity
Source: RefSeq, a predicted model, not a curated record